AUGCAGCUAUCGUGCAAGGUCCUUCCGCUGGUGCUGGUGUGCAUUUGUGCCAGCCAUUGUGCACAGUCCACCUCAGCUGCCACGGCUGAAGCCAUCGAUGAGCGCCUGGAACGUGCCAAACGAUGGCUCAACUAUCCCAUCAACGGCGGAGUGGCAAAGGUUGUGCUCGGUUUAAUUGUGCCCAUUCGCUUUCACCAUCCGCUGCCACGGGUCAUCGUGAACACGUACAAUCUGCAGGCCAACUAUCGCAUUCCGUCCACCAUCAUCUACCCAUACCCGGAAUCGGUGUUUCAAAACCGGGCCGUGGACACGGCAGUGCGAUGGCCAGAAAUCGAUCAGAGCAGGCGACAGCUUUUCACCCUACUCGAGCAGGGCAUGUCCCGCUGGGGUCGCGAUGGGCGGGCAUGUUUGUUGCGGGCCGUGUGCGAGGUUGCCGAAACACCGCUCAAACACAACGGAUUGAUUGGCGAAAUAAUCGAUGUGAUUUUCACCCCAACACCAUCCGACCUACUGGACCCGGAUUAUCUACUUGCCCAAUCAAAUGGCCAACAAGGACGUGAUUGCUCUGAACUGUACUCUGCCUGCCCGAACGGUCACGGUCUCUUUGACAAUUUUUCCCUGCUAGCAGUACAACAGCCACAAUCCUCAUCGGAACAAUGA
Molecule: messenger RNA, 660 nt
Organism: Anopheles maculipalpis
Lineage: Eukaryota; Metazoa; Arthropoda; Insecta; Diptera; Culicidae
Exons: 2
Coding region: 1-660 (219 amino acids)
Source: RefSeq, a predicted model, not a curated record